AGCAGAGACCGAGAGAGGAAAUAAGACAAAUCAAAGACUAAGUGCGGCUCAGCUGAGGACUUUGCAAAUGCUCAUCCAGCUGGCUUAAGGUUGUCCUCACUCACUCAGCUGUGAACGAGUGUCUGGGCAGAAUGGAUUUCAUUUUGGUCCAUCAGCCAACGAGCAAGAGCAGCAGCUCUGUAGAUUAUUAUCACUCGGUUUGGAUUAUUUCAGAAAGCGCUGCUGUUGUGAUGAAUGGGGCUGACAGCUUGCAGAAAGAAAGAUGAACCUCAACUCUUUGGAGGGCUCGAUCCAGAACCUGCUGUCGGUGCUGUACCCGCCCUUUGAGGCCACCGCCCCCACUCUUCUCAGCCAGCUCUUCCAAAUAAUUGAUAGCCGUUAUCAGGGAGAUGCCCUGCGGUGCCUGCUGGACUUUUUGGUCCCAGCCAAGCACAUUUUAGACACUGUGCAGCAGGCUGCAUGUGCACAGUACUCUAAUGUACUUUUCCUGUGCGAGGGCUGGCCUCUGUGUUUGCGUGACCAAGUCGUCAUCCACCUCGCUCCUAUCAACCCUCUGCUACUUCAACCGGGUGACUUUUACCUCCAGGUGGCACCAUUCUGCGACCAAUCAGCUCGCAUCGUGGUCUGCAGCCUACUAGAUGAAGAGGAGCUGAGAGUGGAGGUAGUCGAGGAGACCCCAAUCCCUGAAAUUUCCUAUCCGUGCAUAUUCACCUGUGACUGGUUAGAGGAGCUCAACCAGGGCCGCCAUGGAACGCCUCUCAGCCAAUGCCUGCUGGCCACUGAGCAGGGUGUUGUGAGGUUACCAUGGGAACGGGUGGCUGUGCCUGAUUUUGUGGACUUCCCAACGCGUGCCAGGAGUAGCAUGGCCUCUGCUCCUCCUUCAUAUCCUCCAUUACCAUCUCCACUUCCUCAUCCUCCACCUCUUCCUCAUUUUCCUGAGAACUCUUCAUCAAAUCGUUCAUUUCCUCUUUCUUCCUCUAAAGAAUCUGCACCAAAACAGUAUCCUGCUACCAUUAAAAAUUCAAUUUUAACAUCACCUUCACAUCCCUCUGCCUUCUCUGUGGAGACCAGAAUAUGUCCAGCAAAACACGGCAUUGCUGUGUCACUCUGCUUGGUGGAUACUCGGGCUGCUUCUUCUUCUAGGAUAGUCAAAGUGAAAGAGACUGAAACUGAGCCUAAGCCUGUUGGCUGGGUGGCCCCUAAUACAUGGGACAACUCCUUUCCUGGGACAGAUACAACUACAAAGACAAGCACUGUUUCAGGUACAUGCACUGCUGCAGGUAUAAAUCUGUGUAAAGGUGAAGAUAAGGGUGUAGGUAUUUCUGAAAAUUUAGGACAAGACAAACAUAAAGAUACAAAAAUUAAAGAUAUAAGCAGGGGUGGACCAGCAGACCACGUUGUUGCAGAAGGGGAAUAUAUUGAUGUCCUGCAGGCAACCAUGCUUUUUGGUAAAGCUCAGUCAGUAACUGAGGAACAACAGAAAUUAGAAAUGCAAAUGCAACCACACACACAAAUGGAACCACAAAUCCAAAGAUAUCUGCAGAGACCAGCACAAAUGCAGCCACAUACACAGACAGAGUCAUACAGGCACACACAAAGACAGCCAAACACACAGAUAUCACCUCAAGCACAGUCACAAGCACAUGUGUCAUUACCUACAAAACCACAAAUGCAAAGUCAUUCUAGAUCCGAGGCUUCUGUACCAUUAAGGCCCAACAUGUCAGCAGAAACAGGGCCUCCAACUGCUCUCCACCAUUCCCAGUCCCAUCACCCUCACCCUGACUACCUUGAUUCUUCUCAGUGUGUCCUCACUGUCCGGUUCUCAGAGAAACCCUGUACCCCAUGCAUGAGGAGAAAACAAGGUGGGAAGGUUUCCAGAGCUCAGGAGCUGCGGUGUCGAUACAGGGACUCCUACCAGGCUGCUAUACAAAACCCUGUCACCUUUGGACAGGAGACGGAGAGGGGGAAUAUGUUAGCAGUGGUGGAGGAGGAUGGGGAUUUCUCACAGUGUGAUGACAGACCAGAGACUGAAACAGAGGACCCAUGGUGUAAUGUUCAAGGAAUGUGGUUUGAUCCUGGGAUGCAACACCACUCUCCUUCCUCUGUCAGUGGAGCCAUCUGUAAGGAGUCAGGAGAGAAGAACACUGUUCCAUAUUGGAAACCAGGAAUUACACACAAUGCCCCCUGCAUGGAUUACAAGGGAACCAAUGUUUUAAAAUUUGGUCAGCUACCAGAACAGACAACUGAAAGGACCAGUCUGCCAUUUAGGGAACCAAGGGAUGCACAGUCUGCCAAAACUUAUGGCAAUUUACCCAACGUGAACGGGACAAAUUUAGCAGCAGGGAUGAGGAUAAACACUAAUAGAGCUUUGUCAGGCUUAAAAGAUCCUAAACAGUCAGAUGUGAUCUCUGCCAAACACCAUGGAUUACCAUUUACUUCCAGUGAAAUUUCAGCGAUGAACAUAAUCCCCAAGCCUCGUGAAAGGACACAAAGCAGAACCAAUUCCAUGGGAGUGAGCGCAAACUUUUCAAAGUCUGUUUCAGUGCCACAGAACAGACGGGAAUCCAUGUUGGAUGGAAGAUGCUCGUCCCUCUCCACAGCUGUGGUUGACACCUCAGAGAAAUGUGAGCUGGUCAUUGUUGAAGGUCAAAACGUUAGAAGAAGAGAAAAUACUGUCUCUUGUGCAGAGAUUCCCCAGCUGCACGUGGUCAAAUGUAAAAACAGUACAGCCUUUCGACUGGUUUCACCCAAGAUCAACAGGAGGAAGAUUCCAGAUGGUGCUCAGCCUGGCAGUACAUCGAUAACAAGUAGAACUUGCCAUCAGACGGAGAACCCGCCACAGACAAAUCCACCUCCUGCAGUAGAGACGCAAAGAAUCUCCCAGCCUGCCUCUGCUCGUCCCAGACCUGACCACCUUCCCCUGGGAUCUCCAGACCCCAGAGCCCAUCCUCUUUAUUUAGGAGUAGCAGCUCUCACAGGAGGUAGAGACAGGACAGGCAGAGCAAUAGUUGAGCUCUAUGGAGACCACCAGGGAUGGAGUUCAGCUGUAACAAGCCAGGAGCUCUUCAAGAUGCUGCUCUACUUCCACUCUAUCACCAGGAGAGAAAUCAGAGAAGCUGGGAUGACGAUCAUUUUCGAUGCAAAGAAAGCAAUUCCUCAACCGCAGCUCUACAAGGCCUUGAUGACAUUUCAAGAGCAGAUUCCCCAGGCAGUAAACAGUUUUGUGCUGCUGGUGGACAAGGAGAGCAGCCUACGGCCAGAGAAAUGUCCCGGCAUCCAGCAGACUGAAGUGGUGACAUCGAUGAAAGCCUUGUUGAAGCUGGUGGAGGUCAGUCAGCUGAGCUCUCGUCUGGAGGGCAACCUCUGUCACAGCCACUGUGACUGGAUGGAGCUGCACCAGAAACUCUUCCCCUUUGUGUCUGAUCUCCAUGAAGCAUCCAGCCUCCUUCUGAGAGCCAUCAGUAAGUUAGAGGAGCCCCAGAGGACGGACACUGUACAGACUGUGCAGCAGUGCAUGACGGACCAGAGGACUCUGAUGAGGGAUGUACUGGAGGACAGCCGAUUGGUUAGCCUGCAGAGGGAGGGCGGGGCCAUUCUUGCAAGGCUCAGGAAGGAGAGCGACCUUAAAUACCCCCACUGUGAGGACCUCAGUGAUGCAGUGGACUCACUGACCGGCCUGUACAACCAUGUGGAGGAGAAGGCUCAUGUCCUUGUGCAGAGGUCCAACAUGUCACUGGAACAUCUGGAGUAUCUGCUGCAACUCAGAGAGAUGCAGGGACACUUCCUGCAGAUGCAACAGUGGUUUAAUGUAGAGGGAGAGCGCCACAUGCAGGAGGCUGAAUCAGUCGAGGACUCUGGGGAAAGAAUGGAGCAGAUCCUCAAUAGCUUUACCGGUUUCCUUAUUGAAGCUAAUGACCGAAGGCACCAUGCCAUGACGUUAGUGUCAGAGGCAGAGCGACUCCAGCAGAGUGGGAUCUCCUACCCAGAGACAGAGGCGUUCAGGACUCGAGUCUGCACCUUCAAGUCAGGCCUGGAGGAUUUUCUUUGCAGAGCAGAGGCGUGUGGCAGGGAGCUGCAGAUCAUGGUCAACGUGUGUGAUUUUUGUGAGCAGGCUACAGCUCUGGCCAGUGAAUGUAUCGAGUACCUGAACCAGAGUCAGCCCAGAAUCCACACAAUGCCAGACCAAGACGAAACUGCAACACCUCCCAAUCAAACAAACCCUCAACAACAAAAACAAGAGUCCGGGCCAAGCCCUGCAUCCCUGUGCUCGUCUGAUACCAAUGCAGCACAUGGUCCAUCCACCAGCAGUGCUUCAGUGUCAGACAAUGACAACUCCAUCCUCCAGAAUUUCCAAGACAGGUUCCUCCAGUUCAGCCCAGACAGAUUUCAGGAGGUAAAGGCCCAGGCCAGUGCCCUGCGGGGCUCCAGGGGGAUGCGGGUCUGGAACAUAGCCUGGUUGAAAUGCCAAGAGGCCAGGCAGCAGCUUCAGGAGAGCCUGCAGGAUGUGGAUGAGGUUUUCCACCAACAAGCAGAUUCUAACAGCUGCUGUGAGCGUCAUUAUGUCGAUGUGGUGAGCACGAAUGUUCAGACACUGUCCCCUGGUGGCCAGAGUCUGGUGGUACAAUCAACGCCCGGGCCUCGGCACCCACAGUGGGAAGGCAUCAUGUCAGGAGAGGUGGAUUUAGGGAAGAGAAGGCCAAUCCUGGGCAGCAAUACCUCUGAUCCAACCACUGCAGCCUGCUCUAACAUCACUGUCAAACCUGAGGAUCACAGUGAUGCUGCAACCAACCAGGGGUCAAAGGUCACUCCACAGUCACCUCACAGGUCAGCAAGGAGAACAGAAAGAGAGACGAGGAGGAGGCAGGCGAGCAGAGCGAGGAGUGAGAGAGAUGCUGCUGCUCUGUCUCAGUCCCACACUGUCGGCUGCCAAUGGUUUCCGUGGGGACGAGGUCUUGGAGUGAAGUCGGUGAGCCAGGAUUCGUGCACCACAGGAGUAGCGACGGCAGGUUCAUCCACUCCUCCAGAGCAGCGGGUUCGAUCGUCGUCAUCCUGCUCCCACCACGGUCAGCCAUCUUGUCGGAUCCUCCAGGAGGCUCAGAAGUUCCAGAUCUCCCGCCACGGGAGUUUCUGCUCAGAAGACUCCUGUAUGAGUGACCAGGGGGCUGCAGGGGUUAAUGGGACUUUAGGCUGCAAACACUCCAGCCUACCAGCCGCCGGGAGAUAUGAUGGGGGGUUUUGUUUGGCAAGUCCACAGGAGAGUGCCAGCAAUGCCCUGAGGCUGCAGCGAGUCAUGGAGGAGCUGGUGUUCACAGAGAGGGAGUAUGUCCGCUCACUGGGCUACAUCCUGACCCACUACCUCCCCCUGCUGGACAGACCAGACAUCCCCCAGGACCUCCGGGGCAAGCGAGGAGUCAUCUUUGGCAACCUGGAGAAACUUUACGACUUCCACAGCCACUACUUCCUGCCAGAGCUAGAGGCCUGCCAGAGGGAGCCCGCCAUGGUGGCUCGCUGCUUCCUCAGACAUAGUGAGAGUUUUGGCCUAUAUGCGCUGUACAGCAAGAACAAACCUCAGUCAGACGCCCUGAUCCUACACCGUCGCCAUGACAUCUUCAAGAGGAAGCAGCAGGAGCUGGGGGACAUGAUGGACCUCUCAUCCUACCUGCUGAGGCCCAUCCAGAGAAUCAGCAAGUACAGCCUCCUGCUGCAGGACAUGCUGACUCUGGCUGGCUCAUACAGGCCAAAAGACAUGAUCCAGGAUACACUGCUUGCGUCCAGUAUGUGCACACAAAGUGUGUGCAGCCCAGGUGCGUAUGUCCCAGAUCUGACGAGCAGUGAGAGGGAGCGCGAGAGGGCUGAGAUCCAAGCUGCUACAGAGCUGGUUCGGUUUCAGAUGCGUCACGGCAACGAUUUACUCACAAUGGAUGCCAUCCAGGAGUGUGAUGUGAAUUUAAAAGAGCAGGGCCAGCUGAUUCGCCAGGACGAGUUCACUGUUCUAUUUAGGAAGAAGAAAUGUGUCCGCCGCAUCUUUCUCUUUGAAGAUCUCGUCCUCUUCAGCAAGACCAAGAAGACAGAUAUUGGAAAUGAUGUUUAUGUCUACAAGCAGUCAUUCAAGACAAGCGACAUCGGGAUGACUCACAACUCAAGUUUGAGCAGUUUGUGUUUUGAGAUCUGGUUCCGCAGGAGAAAAAGUGAGGACACCUACACCCUAAAGGCCUCCAGCAUGGAGGUGAAGAAAGCCUGGACCACUGACCUGGAAAAGAUUCUGUGGGAUCAGGCCGCUCACAGCAGAGAGCUGCGUAUGCAGGAGAGAGUGUUCAUGGGAAUGGGCCGCAAACCUUUCAUGGACAUUCAACCCAGUGACGCUGCCAUCUGUGACCGAGCCAUCAGCUGUGCCCUGCCUGGAAGAAUCCCUGUGGCGUGUUGUUCACACAGGGGCUUAGAAUAUCCACGACCACGCUCCAUUGGCUCUGGCAGCACUGCCUCCACAACCCUCAGCCAAUCAUCUUCUUCCUCUGGCCGCGGCUCACUGCCCCCUGCUAGUUAUCCCGGGAAUCAGUCGCAGGGGUUGGAGACUAGUCCUGCUGUCUGCUCGUCGCCUGAGGCUGUGACUGAAAACGAACUCAACAAUCACCAUCUUCAUCAUCAUCUUCAUCGUAAUUGUGAACAAUGGAAAGUUCAUCAUCCUCUGAUGGACAGCAGUGAUACAUCUGCAGAAUGCAUCAAUCACUUCAACAGCUCAGAUCGCAGCUGCCUGUCUGCCAUUAGUGGAGAAGUAGUGGAUGACUCCUCCUCGCUUGUAUCUCAGAGUUCAAAGUCCCGGCCACCACUUUGUCGGACCCCCAGCCUGAGGAGAAACAGCUCUCCAGUGGUUAUCAGAAAGAGAUCAGGUGCUGCCUCCAAACCUCCACAUCUGGCUAAUGCUCAGGGUGAUGACAUUAUAAUCGGAAAAUCAACUGAAGUUUAAUCAUGGAUUCUCUAUCGGUCCACUGAAGCUGUUCACUCCUUUUGGAGAUCUUCUGGUCACCCUGCAUACGACAGUUUAUCAUGUGAAAAAAGCUGUUUUGUGCGGCAACAGAGUCACAUGGUGUCAUCUUGGUCAUCAGUUACUGAAGUUGAGGUUUGGUGUGUUGGUAUCAUAUGCCAAUCAUACAAAUGUGGUUGUCUUAGUUUACACAUGACAACACCCAUAAAGAAACAAACAUCAGCUGCUACAGCCAUCAUGGCUGCAUUAAAGACUUAUUGAAGCAGCUCAAAAUGUGAAUGGGUAUUAUAAUGCAUCUACAGCUACACAUAAAGUGUAGCUACACCAGCAGUUCAUCCUCUCCAAAAAGAACCUGAUUUUACUGAGCAAACUAACCAUGUCAGACUAUACUGUUAAAUGGAACAAAACAUGCUCUUUGCUCAUACAUUUAGUCAUGAAUAUCAGGAAUCCGUGUUAUCUACAGUAACAUAGAAUGACAUGUAUGUGGUCAAUGGAUAUAUUUUAAAUCUUCUGUGCUGUUCAAUUUGUACAGUUAUUGAUAUGCAGGGACUGAAGAAGAAAAGGUUUUAUUUAUUAAAGCAAAGCAUUGCUUGCAAUAAUACAUAUUCCCUUAACACCUACUACUACUACUUUGAUUUGAUUAUAAGAACCUAAUGGAAACUUGCAUGCAUUCCAAGAUGUCAUGUUCAGAGCUCCUGACAUAUUCACUGGCCAAAAGCCCAGACUGAGCUGAAGACUCUUAACUUUCACAAAUGGAGUAUAUAGAGUAUUAAUAAAUAAAGGUGUUUCUUUUAUUUCUUACACUUUCUUUCUUGUUUUACUGUUUUUGUAAACGACUGCUGUCUUUCUAAACACUUGUUUUAGUCUUUCUGGCUCUUAUAUUAUAAUCCAAUCCAAGUAUUUAAUAAUUUAUCAGAAGGGACAGACCACUUACAUGUUUUCCCGUCUUGGAUUUUAUGCAUUUAAUGCAGAGAGAGAUGAUCUUGAAAGGCCUGGUUGGCUGCAUACACAUCACACAACUACUGUAUAGUAACUGAAACAGUGUAUGAUGAGAAGCUUACAGGCAAAAACCACUGACUGCUAUUUAGGGUCCACAUACUGGUUCCAUACUGAUCAGUAUCAGAAAAGUAUUUUUCCAGAUUAUGCUGUUUGAAAUAUUUUGAUGAGAAAUGUAUCAGUGAUUUUAUUGUGUACAGUAUGCAAAUCAUGACGGGAUCUUAACUGAUGUAUAUAACUGAAUAACUGCUGUCAUAAUGUCGGCCUCUGGUCGCUUCAUUUUAAAACCACUAACUCUUAUGACAUGGCAAAUCCAUGUUUUUUCAGCUUUCUAUCACUUUUUUAUUGCUUACUUGAUUUCUUCCAAGCAUUUUUAUGUUAAUAUGCAGGGUCAGUGUGAUUGUGGUUUUGCUUCUUUCUUUCUUAAUUCUUCAGAAGAAAUUCAGUUUGAAUGUGUUCUUCCCUCUGAACUCGAGGGACCAGAUGGAUUGCAGUAACACAAGGAAAUAACUCCAGACUGUGAUGAUGUUUCACUUCUUUAUUCCACAAACACAAUAAUUCCACACCGUUUUUCAGUUCUGCACAGCCAAGAUGUAGUUUCAUGAGCUAUUUAUGACUUCCUCCAGUCACUAUAAAAACCCAAAGUGAAAGCAUAAUCAUGUUGACCUGAAAUAAUGUGUGAAGUAUUUUACUGCCUUGCAAAAGAAAAAAAAAUGCUCAGCUGCAAAAAAAAAGUAACUGUAAUUUAACUGUGAUGUUUUGCAUUGUAAAUUGUAAUUUAUGCAUUUUUGAUUCAUUUUGAAUUAUAA
Molecule: messenger RNA, 8787 nt
Organism: Larimichthys crocea (large yellow croaker)
Lineage: Eukaryota; Metazoa; Chordata; Actinopteri; Sciaenidae
Exons: 25
Coding region: 263-6964 (2233 amino acids)
Molecular function (GO): guanyl-nucleotide exchange factor activity
Source: RefSeq, a predicted model, not a curated record